UUUGCGACUGCUGAGUCGCAGCUCUGGCCUAGCGCCAUGCAUGCAGCCACGGAUAUGUACAGUGCUCGCUACGCCGCCCACAAAAUCCGCGGAUGGAUGGCCAGCUGCGAACCGAAGACCUGCACCCUGCACAAUGGAGCCCUUGAUAACACCUCCUGAGCCCUUUGGAGGCACCUCUUUGGCUCUGGCAAACUCACCCAUGCGCAUGCGAGCGCGCCAGCACUUGCACGUUACUGGAGCUGCGGCGAGAAAAUUGCAUCAAUCGAGCUAGGUCCAGCCAUGGGUGGCAGAGACAGCUGUGGAUGAUUGGCGACUGUUGACGCCGGGGAAUCGGUCCCUAGCAGUGCUGUAGCAAACGGGCGCCCCCCAGCAGCGAUUUCUCGAAUGUGAAUGGAACUGCUGGGGAAGCGAGACAGGCCUAUCAAAUAGCGUACCUUGGGUCGUAAAUAGCUGGGUGGGUGGAUAGAGUAGAGAGCGUGCUAGGAUGGAGAGCAAAGAGCUUGCAGAAAGAAAAGCAU
Molecule: messenger RNA, 518 nt
Organism: Trichoderma asperellum CBS 433.97
Lineage: Eukaryota; Fungi; Ascomycota; Sordariomycetes; Hypocreales; Hypocreaceae
Source: RefSeq, a predicted model, not a curated record